GAUGGUAGAUUCACAGGGCAUUAAAGGGUGUGAACUUGAGCACCAACGCAUUUAAGAAAAUGAUAAAUCUUAGGGUGCUUAUAAUUGACGGCAAGUUAAGUAUCAGUGGAAAUUUUGAGUUGUUGUCCAAGGAGCUCAGAUGGUUGUCUUGGAAAGGAUGUCCUUUAAAAUGUAUAUCAUCAAAUUUUUUCGGGUGAUAAACUUGUAGUUCGGAUAUGCGGGAGAGUGAUAUCCAAGAAUUUGGUUUGAAUUUUCAGGUUCGUUACUCAAUUCUGCAAUUUCAUGUGUACUAUUAUGGCAACUAAGGUAAAUAAAAUCUUACUUGUACGUGUAUUUGGUUUACUUUUAGUGUUGUAAAAGCUUGAAGAAGUUGGAUCUCUCGAUAGCAAGCGUUUCAAAAGAACUCCAAACUUCAACGGUUCACGAAGUCUUGAGACUUUAUGGCUUCAUGGUUGCUCAAGUUCGACGGAGAUCCAUCCAUCAAUUGGAAAUUUGAACGGACUAAUUGAUCUGGAUUUUUUGAUUGCAAAAAAGCUUACGGAUCUUCCAAGCAGCAUAUGCCGGCUAAAAUCAUUGGAAACCUUGGACAUUUGUCGGUGCUCAUCUUUACAAACGCUGCGCUUGACCUUGGAGAUAUGCGAUGUCUAAAAUCUCUUCUUUAACAAGUGAUACGGGUAUAAAACAGUUGCCUAGAUCUGUUGAAAUGCUAAAAGAUCUCAAAAUUUUGGAUGUGGGAGGUAAAUAUAUAGAGGCCAAAAGGAGUUUUUCUCGAAGAAGAGUCCAUCGCAUACAAUUCUUCUCGACCUCUCUUUCGUGUUUAGCCCUUAAAAACUGUGGUUUCUCCGAGGCUGAUAUUCCUAGGGAUAUUGGGAGUUUAUCGUCCUUGACGGAUUUAGAUCUGAGCGGCAACAGUUUCCGCCGUCUACCCUUUGAUUUUUCUAACCUGCAAUCUUUGAGGAACUUGCAUUUGAAUGAUUGUGAGAAUCUUCAAAUACUCCCAUCAGUAUCAAAUUUACAACGUCUUAAAGUUUUUGAUGUAGUAAAUUGCAAGAAAUUGGUCAACAUUACAGGGUUGGACAACCUCCUUUCACUACAUUUUAUGAGCAUGGUUAAUUGUACUUCUCUGCAGAAUCCAUUCAAUGAAGGCUUCUUUAGUGCACAUGCUCUAGCAUUUCCAUCUAUGCGUUUAGAAAUUUAUCUCCAAAGCAAUGAGAUUCCACAUUGGUGCAACAAUCAAGUAACAUCUUCUUCUAUCUGCUUCACUAUGCCCACACAUAAUAAAGUAUACGUUUUUAGAAUGAUUCUCGCACGUGUUCGCAAGUUUGCCAACAUACCCACUUCAAGAGGUUUCCAUUCGCGUGGCUUGAGCUUUAAUAUUGCCGGAAAAAUGUCAUCGAGAGGCAACUGGGUUUAUGAUUAUGUAAUACCCGAUGGACAGGCAGAACUAUUAUGUGUACUUUACAGAUCUUUCUUAGAAGAACCUUUUGAUUGCCCGAUGAAAGGCGGAGAAUGUAUACAAAUCACCGAGAUGCAAAUCGCCGAGAUAGGUGAAGAAUGUACAGUAAAGAAGAUAGGGAUCCAUCUCCGUAUAUUUAGACCAACAUGGUAAGGUUACAUCAUUGCCGACAAUCGUGGAUUAUUCUCGUUCUCAGAUAAUGAACAAAAGCCGGGAGAACAAACCUGGAGGAAACGACAAUUGGGGCAGAAUGGGCCCAGGUGGUCCGGGCCAGAACGGGGCCGAGCAGGCCAAUAUUUACAUGGAGCGGGUGCGGCGGGGUGUGGGGCAGGACAGGAUAGGAUAUAAAGCAUUAAUUUUGAAAAAAUUUAAUGG
Molecule: messenger RNA, 1831 nt
Organism: Lycium ferocissimum
Lineage: Eukaryota; Viridiplantae; Streptophyta; Magnoliopsida; Solanales; Solanaceae
Exons: 2
Coding region: 641-1609 (322 amino acids)
Source: RefSeq, a predicted model, not a curated record